GGCAUCCUUUGCGAUCACUCUAUACCGGCCAUGAAUUCCGAACAGCAUGACCUGUAUGCGAAAUACGAUGUCGUAGUCAUCGGUGGCGGCCCAGUAGGGCUCGCGACGGCGUUGGAAUGUUCAAAGGCUGGGCAAAAGACUCUUGUCCUCGAACAGUCUGUAUUCUAUAACCAGUCCGGUAGCUCUGGGGACUUGGUUCGCAUGUUCAGGACGGCCUAUACCGAAGACUUCAUGGCGGAUCUUGCCGUGCAAUGCAUGUCUCUGUGGAACGAGCUCGAAGCGGAGGCGGGAGAGCCGUUACGGCUUAUGACCGGCCUCCUCAACUUUGGUGAUCCGAAAUACGGAGAAGGAGGUCCUGAGGGCACCUUAAUGGACCCAAUCCGCAAUCUGGAUAGACACCACAUGGCGUAUACAAUCCUCGACCGUGACGGUGUGGAAGAGAAGCUCCCUUUCCAGAAUCUGCCUGACGAAUGGGUGGGCAUCGACAUGCCUGACAAUGGCUGCAUUAACGUCCCCCUCAUGCUUCGAACCCUGACUCGCCUAUGCCGAGAGCAUCGUGUCGACCUCUUCGACUACGCAACUGUCAAGCGUGUCCGCGCAGACAACACAAGGACGUAUCCUUCUGCAAACUGGGUCGUAGAGGGGGCGAUGCACGGCCCCAAAGGCGCCAGUGCGCUUGCUAGGGCAUUUGCUUUCCGGGCAGACAAGAUCGCGAUCACUCCUGGAGCAUACGUGAACCACAUUCUGUACCCUUCGUUUGGGUUCACAUUGGACGUCAACAUCUGGGAAAUGGUCUACGAAUACUACGCUAUCGACCCGAGCAUCCAGUUCGACAAGAUGUGGUUCCAGUUCCAGGAGGAUUCGAAGCCUAUCCCGGGUGGAAAGCCCGUGUCAAACCUGUUCUACGGCUUUCCCUCGGUGCCCUGGGGACCUCCGAAUAUGUGCCGCAUUGCGGUGGACACUGCGACAAACGUCAUCGCUGACCCAGACCAGCGCCAGUACCCCGUCAUCUCCCCAGAAGACCUCGAGAACACGCGCGAGUGGCUCCACAAGCACGUCCUCGGUGUGGGUCCGCACCCAGUGCCCGUGUUCGCGGGCACUUGCCUGCAGACGAACGUCUCGGACAACAUGUUUGUGCUCGACUUCGUGCCAGAGCGGUACCUCCGCGGCGCGCAAGGUGAGAGCGAUGCCGCUCGGGAGAAGACCAUCGUCGUGUUCACGGCCGGGUGGGCUAUGAAGUUCGUACCGCUCCUUGGGCGCGUCCUGAGAGAGCUGCUCCUGGACGGGAAGACGUCCCAGUACGAUGUCAGCCAUUUCUCCAUUGAGCGCAAGCCGGGUGGAGUACCCAUCAUCCGAGACGGACCUGUGCAGAGGCGGGGGGAUGUUAUGCGCGCUCAAUAUACUGGGUCUUCUUUGCAUCGUCUUGGUCAUUGAAGGUGCUGGCAGCGAGGCAGGAUGAAAGGACGAGUAUGAGUAUAGCCCGAGAAAUGGAGAGAGCG
Molecule: messenger RNA, 1499 nt
Organism: Dichomitus squalens LYAD-421 SS1
Lineage: Eukaryota; Fungi; Basidiomycota; Agaricomycetes; Polyporales; Polyporaceae
Product: FAD/NAD(P)-binding domain-containing protein
Exons: 5
Coding region: 31-1434 (467 amino acids)
Molecular function (GO): sarcosine oxidase activity; flavin adenine dinucleotide binding
Source: RefSeq, a predicted model, not a curated record